GAAAGCUUAAACACAGUUGCUCGAUCUUUUCCUUAAUUAGCAGACUAGACACAGCUAUUAUAUAGUAUAAUUCUAUUAUUAAGGCAUUUGGAAAUGGAGAGAGUACUGCUGGAUUCAACUUCUUCAUCUGUUGUUAAAAUUCAGCCACCAACUUAUGGAAACUUGGUGACAGUUCUGAGCAUCGAUGGAGGUGGUAUUAGAGGAAUCAUUCCUGCGACUGUCCUUGCAUUCCUUGAAUCCCAACUUCAGGAGUUAGAUGGAGAACAUGCAAGACUUGCUGAUUACUUUGAUGUGAUUGCGGGAACAAGCACCGGUGAUCUUGUGACAGCUAUGUUAACUGUUCCAAAUGAAAUCAACCGCCCUCUCUUUACUGCAAAAGAGAUCAAACAAUUUUACAUGGAGCACAGCCCCAAGAUCUUCUCGCGCAAAGGGGGUGUAUUUGGAUCGAUACUAAGAUUGUUGAAGGUAAUAAUGGGACCAAAAUAUAAUGGAAAAUACCUUCAUGGGAUUAUAAGGGAGAAACUCGGAGAGACAUGGUUGCAUCAAACCUUAACAAAUGUUGUCAUUCCAACGUUUGAUAUCAAGCAUUUGCAGCCAACCAUUUUUUCCACCUAUGAGGUGAAGAAAUCACCGGAAUUGGAUGCUCGAUUGUAUGAUAUAUGUAUCAGCACAUCUGCGGCCCCAACGUAUCUUCCAGCCCACCAAUUCAACAACCCAGAUGGUGAAGGAAACGUUCAUGAAUUCAAUCUAAUUGACGGUGGUGUUGCUGCAAAUAAUCCGGCUUUGGUAGCCAUAAGCCAAGUAACAAAGCAGAUCUUCAGUGAAAAUCCGGAAUUCUUCCCAAUUAAACCCAUGGAUUAUGGACGAUUUCUGGUCAUUUCAUUAGGCACUGGCUCGCCAAAGGUGGAAGAAAAAUACAGUGCUAAAAUGGCAGCCAAAUGGGGUGUUUUGGGUUGGUUACUCCAUGGGGGAUCCACUCCUUUAGUUGACGUUUUCACUCAAGCAAGUGCUGAUAUGGUUGAUUUUCAUAUCUCGGUUGUUUUCCAAGUUCUUCAGUCCAAAGAUAAUUACCUCCGCAUACAAGAAGAUACAUUAACUGGGACAGAUGCUUCUAUUGAUGUUUCCACGAGGAAGAAAUUGAACAAACUCGUUGAAAUUGGGGAAAGCUUGUUGAAGAAGCCAAUUUCGAGGGUAAAUUUGGAAACGGGACUCGCCGAGCCAAUUGGAAAUGGUGGCACAAAUGAAGAUGCUUUGAAAAAGUUUGCAAGAUUACUGUCGGAGGAAAGGAGGCUUCGAGAGUUAAAAUCGCCCCACACAAAUAAAGUCUGAGAAUAAUCUUGAUUGUAUUUUUCAAAAGAAAAUAGCUUGUAGCACUCCUUCAAUUAUUACAGAUUGUGCACAGGAGUUUUAAAACCCAAAAUGAACAAGCCUUUCCGUU
This is a messenger RNA of Rhododendron vialii, 1438 nucleotides long. RefSeq names its product patatin-like protein 2. Gene Ontology annotation, biological process: lipid metabolic process. The transcript is spliced from 7 exons. The coding region runs from base 94 to 1329 and encodes 411 amino acids. Lineage: Eukaryota; Viridiplantae; Streptophyta; Magnoliopsida; Ericales; Ericaceae. Gene Ontology annotation, molecular function: glycerophospholipase activity; monoacylglycerol lipase activity. The record is from RefSeq and is a predicted model, not a curated record.